Molecule: messenger RNA, 799 nt
Organism: Triticum urartu
Lineage: Eukaryota; Viridiplantae; Streptophyta; Magnoliopsida; Poales; Poaceae
Source: RefSeq, a predicted model, not a curated record
CUAUAAAACCCACCGGAAUUCCCACGGAAAGGCAGACCAACCAGACUCCCAAGCCCCGAACAACGACGAUGGCCAUGUCUCCCCAGUCCCUCCUCCUCGUCCUCGCCGUCGCCGCGACGGCCGCGCCGCUGUCACACGCCGCCUGCGCCGACGGCGGCGCGACGCUGCUGCACGGGGUGGCGAACGACGUCCUCCUCGAGUACGGCCUCCCCAAGGGCCUCCUCCCGGACUCGGUCAACUCCUACACCUUCGACAACGCCACCGGCGACUACCAGAUCGAGCUCGCCAGCAGCUGCUACGUCUGGUUCGGCGACCACUACGUCUACUUCGACAAGAACCUCAGCGGCACCAUCUCCCACGGCGCCAUCACCAACCUCUCCGGCGUCAUGGCCAAGAAGCUCUUCAUCUGGGUCUCCAUCACCAGCAUGACCGCGCACCUGGAGAGGGGGAUGAUCGAGUUCCGCGCCGGCUUCAUCACGGAGGACGUGCCGGCGUCGCUGUUCGAGAAGAUCCCCGUCUGUGUCGACGGCGUCGGGGAGCAGCUCCGCGGCGCGGCCGGGGUGGUCCGGGAGCUUGGCCUGCUCCCCGUCGCCGAGGUGUGAGUGACUUCCAAGUCCAAAGUUAGUUGCUUCCAUGCCUUUUGCUGAAAUUUACUAUAUAUGGUUGGCAAAAACAUUUGCACCUUUCUUGUUAGAAAAAGAGAGAUGAGACUAUGAGAGAUACAGUCGGGGUGCGAUCUGCGAUGUAAUGUGGGGAAUUGCAUAUUUGAAGUUCAAUAAAAUAAUCUUUUAUAAGAAUA